This is a messenger RNA of Acinonyx jubatus (cheetah), 2517 nucleotides long. RefSeq names its product basic helix-loop-helix ARNT like 2 (gene BMAL2). The record is from RefSeq and is a predicted model, not a curated record. Gene Ontology annotation, molecular function: protein dimerization activity; DNA-binding transcription factor activity, RNA polymerase II-specific; RNA polymerase II cis-regulatory region sequence-specific DNA binding. The coding region runs from base 441 to 2219 and encodes 592 amino acids. The transcript has 16 exons. Gene Ontology annotation, biological process: regulation of transcription by RNA polymerase II. NCBI's taxonomy places the organism in Eukaryota, Metazoa, Chordata, Mammalia, Carnivora, Felidae. Gene Ontology annotation, cellular component: nucleus; transcription regulator complex; aryl hydrocarbon receptor complex.
AUAGGUCUUACACAUCCUUGGUUAAAUUUAUUUCUAGGUAUUUUAUUCUUUUUGAUGCAAUGAUAAAUGUGAUUAUUUUCCUAAUUUCUCUUUCUGCCAGUUUGUUAUUAGUGUAUAAAAAUGCACCGGAUUUCUGUGUAUUAGUUUUGUAUCCUGAAAUUUAUUCUAGUAAGUUUUUGGUUUUUAGGGUUUUCUAUAUGUAGAAUUAUGUCAUCUGCAAAUAAUGAUAGUUUAUUUCUUCCUUACCAAUUUAGAUGCUUUUUAUUCCUUUCCUUUGAUUGCUGUGGCUAGGACUUCCAAUGCUGUAUAGAAAAAAAAUGAUGAGAAUGGAUGGCCUUGUGUUGUUCCUGAUCUUAGAGGGAAAGCUUUUAGUUUUCCACCAUUGACAAUGAUGUUAACUGUGGGCUUGCCAUAUGAGGCCUUUAUUAUGUUGAGAUAGAAUGCUGAUAGAAAAGAACGAGUGCGUUGCUCCCGUGGUUUCCAGUUAUGUGAGCCCAUGGACAAAACCAACAGCUAUCGGAUCCCUCAGCCCACAUGUGACAGAGCUCCCAAGAAAACGAAAAGGAAGUGAUUCAGACCCAUCCCAAAAGGAAGAUGGUGAACAACACGUACAAAUGAAGUCCUUCAGAGAAGCUCAUAGUCAAACUGAAAAGCGGAGGAGAGAUAAAAUGAAUAACCUGAUUGAAGAACUGUCUGCAAUGAUCCCUCAGUGCAAUCCCGUGGCACGUAGACUGGACAAACUUACGGUUUUAAGAAUGGCUGUCCAACACGUGAGAUCUUUAAAAGGUAUGACUAAUUCUUAUGCAGGAGAUAAUUAUAGACCUUCAUUUAUUCAGGAUAAUGAGCUCAGACACUUAAUCCUUAAGACUGCAGAAGGCUUCCUAUUUGUGGUUGGAUGUGAAAGAGGAAAAAUUCUCUUCGUUUCAAAAUCAGUCUCCAAAACACUUAAUUAUGAUCAGGCUAGCUUGACUGGACAAAGCUUAUUUGACUUCUUACAUCCAAAAGAUGUUGCCAAAGUAAAGGAGCAACUUUCUUCUGAUAUUUCACCAAGGGAGAAGCUGAUCGAUGCCAAAACUGAUUUGCAAGUUCAUAGUAAUUUCCACAGUGGAAGGAGUCACGUGUAUUCUGGCUUGAGACGAUCCUUUUUUUGUCGGAUAAGGCGUUGUAAAAUCUCUGUCAAAGAAGAGCAUGAAUGCUUAUCCACCUCAAAGAAAAAAGAUCAUAGAAAAUUCUGUACUAUCCAUUGCACUGGUUACUUGAGAAGCUGGCCUCCAAAUAUUGUUGGAAUGGAAGAAGAAAAGGACAGUAAGAAAGACAGUAGUAAUUUUACCUGCCUUGUUGCCAUUGGAAGGUUACAUCCAAAUAUUGUACCACAGAACAGUGGAGAGAUUAAAGUGAAACCAACUGAAUUUAUAACCCGGUUUGCAAUGAAUGGGAAGUUUGUCUAUGUGGACCAAAGGGCAACAGCAAUUUUAGGAUACCUGCCUCAGGAACUUUUGGGAACUUCUUGUUAUGAAUAUUUUCAUCAGGAUGACCAUAGUAAUUUGACUGACAAGCACAAAGCAGUUCUACAGAGUAAAGAGAAAAUCUUUACAGAUUCAUACAAGUUCAGAAAGAAAGAUGGCUCUUUUGUAACUUUAAAAAGCCAGUGGUUUAGUUUCACAAAUCCUUGGACCAAAGAACUGGAAUAUAUUGUGUCUGUCAACAAUUUAGUUUUGGGACAUAGUGAGGUUAGAGAAGCAUCGUUACUUCCUUGCAGCUCUCAAUUAUCAGAAGAAUCCUCAAAACCAUCUUAUAUUAAUGUACCUGGAAUGUCUACUGGAAUAGUACUUGGCCCUGGUAGUAUUGGAACAGAUCUUGUAAAUGAAGUCCUGGACUUACAAAGGUUACAGGCUUCUUCCUCCCUUGAGGACUCAAGGCCAGCAGAUUUAAUGAAAGAUUCUCACACUAUAAACUGCAGGAAAGUAAGUACGAUGUCAAAUAAGGAGCCGAUUCCACGAAAUCCUUCUGAAAUAGGGGAGCCAGAGGCUCCAAGGCAAAACCACAGUGCUGUUCCUUCCCAUAGUCACGAGCCACUCCUUGGCCAAGGUGCCCAGCUGGAUUUUGAUGCCCUGUGUGACAAUGACGACACAGCCAUGGCUGCCUUCAUGAAUUACUUUGAAGCAGAAGGGGGCCUGGGAGACCCUGGGGACAUCAGUAAUAUCCACUGGACACUCUAGCGUUUGAUUUUCUAACUCUAAAAAUUAGGAAUGUGAUAAAGCAUUUCAUUUACAAAAAAAAAAAACUGUACAAUCUUCUGCUCUGUAUUGAUACUGUUCUUAUCUUUUAUUCCUAUUAAUGGUCUACCAAUUUUUAUAGAUUUGCACCUUUCACAGCAGUAUGGGGGAAAUGUGAGGUUUCCCUUCACAAAGAAUGGCUCAGCGUUUCCUACAGACCCCUUGGCUCAGUGAAAUGGCUUAAAACCCACUAGUUGCUGUAUUUUUGCUAAAAUAUUUCUAACCAAGAAUAUCACAUACA